UUUCCAUACUCGUUCUCGAUACUGAUCUCGAGGUUCUUUUUGGCGCGAGGAUUCCGCCCUCGUGAACUUGCUGUACAACGUGACAAUGGCUACGUUGUUUUCAUAUUUUACGAAAUCACCGAAAGUUGGAGCAACAGCUGGGAAAAAGUCAAAUGCAUCCCCUAAAGAGCAAGCAAAAGAAUUGAAAGAGAAGAAUGGCUCAACACCUAUCGGACCGAAAUCUCCGGUUUUUAAUGUGCAAUCUCAUGGAGAGGGAGAAAUCGUUUGGGCGAAAAUGGAAGGUCAUCCCUGGUGGCCAAGUAUGAUAUGCAAACAUCCGAGCACUAGUAAGCUUGAAAAGAAGGUUGGAAAGUUCAUUGAACUCCACGUACAGUUUUUUGGUACACCUCCAAGCAGGGGAUGGAUAAAGAAAAGGGACUUGCAAGGAAUCAAUGAUAGGAAACCUGAUGACAAUGAGGAGGUGAAAAGUGCAUACAAAGAAGCAUUAGAGGCAGUGAAAUUAAAGUCUAAUGAAAGGAUUGAAAAGCUGUAUGCAUGUGCAUCAUCUGAUGAGGAAAUGGAUGAGAAUGACGAGGAGGAUGGAAAAAUUUCAUUUGAAAUAGGGAACUCUGUGGAAAAUAAUGGCGAGGUUAUCAUGUCAGCAGAUGAAGAGGAUGAUGUCAAUCAAAAAGUGCCUAAAAGUGAAAAGAGAAAAAGAACCAGACGAGAUAAUGAAAAAGAACAGAGAAAAAAGGCAAAGAGAGUUAUUGAAUCUGGAUCUGAAUCUGAAGAUGAAUAUAAACCAGAUGGAGAGGAAAGCUCAGAUGAUGGUGCCAGUAGUGGGGUAAAUGAAGAUGAGUUGAGUGGUGUUGAAGCUGAAGAGAUUUCAGAUGAUGAGGAGGAUGGUGGUUCAAAGACAAAGAAAAAGUUAGCAGCUUCAAAGAGUUUUCUAACACCUAUUAGAAGUAAGAAAAAUGGUAAAGAAAAUCUUAACAAUACCGGGACACCAAAAUCUACUUCCCCAUUAAUGGAAAAAGUUGCAAGCUCAGUCAACAGAGCACAGACUGCUCUAGCAAAGUUUUCAGCAGAGCCAUCAAGUCCAGCUCCCGAUAUUGGCACUGGAGAAGUGAGGACAUUUGAUCAUGAGAAAUUACAGUUUUUAAAGGAUGGGCAUAGAAAAGACAAGAAUGGAAAGUUGCAUACCGAUCCAAAUUAUGACAAAAAAACACUCCUUAUUCCAGAUUCAUUUUUGAAAUCAAAGGAAGUGACUCCAGCUCUCAGACAGUGGUGGUAUUUGAAACGUGAUUUAUACGACACCAUAUUAUUCUUUAAGCUUGGUAAGUUUUACGAACUGUACCACAUGGAUGCUGUUGUUGGUGUCAAAGAGUUGGGUCUUCUUUUCAUGAGGGGGAAAGCAGCUCAUUGUGGCUUCCCAGAAAUUGCUUUCUCGAGAUACUCAGACAUUCUGGUUCAACGUGGUUACAAAGUCGCAAGGGUUGAGCAAACAGAGACCCCACAAAUGAUGAACGAAAGAUGUGCCAAGAAAGCGGGGACACCAAAAGUUGUUGCCAGGGAACUAGUGGCAGUAACAUCAAAAGGCACAAAGACUUACAGUUACAUGGAGGGGCAAGCUGUCGAUUCAGAGUCUUCUUUUCUAUUUGCCUUCUGCGAAAAGAAUGAUGGUGGAUCGGAAAGUACAUUUGGUGUCUGCUUCUUGGAUACGUCAAUUGGGAAAUUUCACAUUGGCCAGUUUAAAGAUGACCGGCAGUCAUCAAGAUUCAGAACUUUGCUAUCUCAUUACCCCCCUGCCGAGGUCUUGUAUGAAAGGGGUGGCCUAAGCACCAAGACCCAAAGCAUUUUGCAACACGAACUGGUUUCCACUUUGAAAGAAGCGUUAGUUCCAGGGACAGAAUUUUGGGAUUCUGGAAAGACAUUAAAACAACUCGCUGAACAUAAUUGGUUCGAUGAUUCUUUGUCAAGCGAAAACUCAACCAAGUCUUGGCCGCCAGUUAUCAAGAAAAUGUUGUCAAAUGCUGACACUCUGGGGCUGACUGCAUCUGAUGAGUACAGUUUGGCAAUCAGUGCUCUUGGAGCUUGCACCUGGUACUUGAAAAAGUGCUUGAUCGAAGAAGAGUUGUUGUCAAUGGGCCAGUUUGAGGAAUACAUACCCGUGGACAAUCUUUCACCAUCGAGCGAAGUUAGUUCUUUCCCCGAAAAAAGACAGAAAUUGAUUCUUGAUGGAGUCACGCUUGCCAAUCUUGAUAUAGUUUGUAAUGGAGACGGGGGAAUAGAGGGAUCUUUGCUGGAACAGCUUGAUCACUGUAGCACACCGUUUGGAAAACGCUUGCUGAAGCAGUGGCUCUGCGCGCCACUUUGUCAUCCAGAUGGUAUCAAUGCCAGGCUUGAUGCGGUCGAAGAACUAAUGGGCAAAUCAAGUUUGAUGGAGAAAGCUGGUGAAAUCAUGCGGACAAUUCCAGACCUUGAAAGAAUCUUGAGAAGAAUUCAUGCGAUGGGGUCAUUAAAGAAAAGCAAAAUUCAUCCUGAAAGCAGACAAAUUCUUUUCAAUAAUGACGUCUACAACAAGCGAAAGAUUGGUGAUCUGCUUUCUGCUUUAGAGGGAUUGGAGAAGGCCAGCAAGGUUGUUGCAUUGUUUCAAUCAGAUGAUGAGCCACUGAAAUCCAGUCUGCUCCAGCAAAUCGUCAGCAAGCAAGAAGGGCGGUCAUCCAAAGGUUUCCCUGAUUUGUCCGAAUUUUUAGACUUUUUCAAAAAUGCAUUUGAUCACAACAAAGCAAAGAAGGAUGGCGUCAUCCUGCCAAAGAAAGGUGUACACGAAGAAUAUGACCGAGCACUGGAAGACAUCAACGCAGUCGAAAGAGAUCUGGAUGAUUAUUUAGAGAAGCAAAGGAAAAGACUUGGCUGUCGGGCAAUUACAUAUUGGGGAAAUGGUAAAUUCCGCUACCAGCUGGAAGUUCCUGAAAAAAAUUUGGCACGAAAUACCCCGGAUGAUUAUCAUUUGAAAUCGCAAAGAAAGGGAUACAAACGAUUUCGAACUGAUUACAUUGAAGAAAAGCUUUUGGAGCUUUGUGAUGCAGAAGAUAGGAGGGAUAGUGCUCUGAAGGAUACAAUGAGAAAUGUCUUCCAUAUUUUCGACGAAAAAUAUAAAUCGAUGGAAGGUGCUCUUCAGUGCAUAUCUGUGCUUGACUGCCUAAUGAGCCUAGCAAUAUAUAGUUCCAAUGCAGAUGGUGUUACCUGCCGGCCAGAAAUACUUCUGACGUCAACUCAUGAAGGCAACGAAAAUGUGACGCCUUUCAUCGAAAUCCGCAACUCUCGUCACCCCUGCAUUAGCCGUACUUUCACUGGUGACGACUUCAUACCAAACGACAUCAAUGUCGGAAAAAUGCAGGGAGACGAGGGCGAAGCUAACUCCGACAGCACUUGCCUUCUUGUAACUGGUCCGAACAUGGGUGGAAAAUCGACCUUGAUGCGUCAGACUGGUAUUAUUAUCAUAAUGGCACAACUAGGAUGCUACGUUCCGGCUGAGAUGUGCAGAUUCACACCAGUUGAUCGUGUAUUUACCAGGCUGGGAGCUCAUGAUCGUAUUCUACACGGCGAAAGCACGUUCUUUGUAGAACUUAGCGAAACAGCCACAAUCCUGCAACACAGCACAAGAAAUUCAUUGGUCCUCCUAGAUGAGCUUGGCCGUGGAACUGCAACAUUUGAUGGAACAGCAAUUGCAUCAGCUGUUGUUCGUGAAUUAGCACACAGCAUAAAAUGCAGAACACUUUUUUCGACACAUUAUCAUUCACUGGUCGACGAAUUUAGCGACGACCCGAGUAUCACCCUAGGCCAUAUGGCGUGCAUGGUUGAAAAUGAUGAUGAAAACAGUUCUGGCGAUCCAAGCACCGAAACAAUAACCUUUUUGUACAAGCUUGCCAGUGGACCAUGCCCUAAGAGUUAUGGUUUCAACGCGGCUCGACUUGCUGGAUUGCCAAUCGAGAUUAUAAAAUGUGCCUAUCUAAAAGCUCGGAUGCUAGAGGAUGUUACUAUGAAGUCUCGUAUUUUCAGGUCUGUUGUUUCGCAAAACCAUCAAAUCGAUGAAAAGCUGGUAGCUGAAAUUAGAAAGCACAUCGAAAGAGCAUGAAUAAAGAUUGUAAAGAUGGCGUUGGGGAAAGGGAAUGAAAGAUCAAUCUUUAUGUCCACUCGCAAAAUGUAAAAUAGGAUUGAACAUUGAAUUGAAUAUAAACAAAUGAAAUGUUAAUAUUUGUAGGCGACUUUAAAUAUAUAUGUCUAAUGUAGUCAUGGUAUUUUUUGUAGGAUUGUUGAAGCGUUUAGUUUUGUUCCGUGUUUUGUUAUCUUGCAAAAUGAGCAGGAUUAAAUUCUUGUUUUUAUGAAAUGAUAUUCUUGUUACAUCGUACGAGAUAGUCAGUAUAACAAGCCACGUGUGGUAUAUCUACCAAACUAAGGCAAACGAUCCUUUUACGACAAGCAAAGGUUUUGGAAACAUAAUAGCACACCCUUCCAAAUGAUGUGCGUGUGCUAUGAUGUAUGCAAAUAAGGGUGUGGCACUUACUUUACAGCCGUUCUCCAUACCUUGAUGUUUAAGCAAAAGCUCUGCCACUACAGCAUUUUCUGUUUUAUUUAGUUCAGGUUUAUAGAAAUAAAAAAGCAUCUCACCCUAACCAUUCCAUUAGCAGUUCUUAUAUUCCAAACUGUGCUUUUAACCGUAAAGGUUUCUGCAAACUUUUUCCCUCCAUAGGUGGGUCGAAAAUCCUAUGAGUGCUAGGUCCUGGGUUCUGACUAUAGCUGCCCUCUGCUCGUCGUGCAAGUCUCUCCAAACAAGAGCUGAUUUCUCGGGAAUACAAGGGCUUGAUACGUUUUUCACCCCUUCUGUUGAACAAAGGUAGUGAAAUCGUUGACUAUUGAUCUUGUUCUGUGGCAGUUUUCUACUCUUCAAAUAUGUUUUUUCAGACAAACAUCAUCCCCAUAUUGUUAGUGCACUCCUUCACUAGAAACGUUCUUUUUUACGUUUCAAACAAACAGAAGUUUUUGUAACAAGACAUUACAUUUAGAAAUUUAGACACAUUGACUUAAGGAAUAUCUGUUUUUCGAUGUUGUAUCCGUAUCUUGAGAGCCGUUGUUGUUUUAAGCUCUGAAA
This is a messenger RNA of Rhopilema esculentum, 5134 nucleotides long. Its product is annotated as DNA mismatch repair protein Msh6. Lineage: Eukaryota; Metazoa; Cnidaria; Scyphozoa; Rhizostomeae; Rhizostomatidae. The record is from RefSeq and is a predicted model, not a curated record. Gene Ontology annotation, biological process: mismatch repair. Gene Ontology annotation, cellular component: nucleus; MutSalpha complex. Gene Ontology annotation, molecular function: ATP-dependent DNA damage sensor activity; ATP binding; mismatched DNA binding.